Messenger RNA from Cylindrotheca closterium, 2454 nucleotides. The record is from the annotation of a GenBank genome assembly. NCBI's taxonomy places the organism in Eukaryota, Bacillariophyta, Bacillariophyceae, Bacillariales, Bacillariaceae.
AUGCACAAUUUGGCAUUCCAACAAGUCGGGAACACAAACAAAGGCAAAUAUGACGCUGACGAAGCGUUGGUAGUCGCUCAUGUUAUUCAACAAAUACGCGAGGGUGUCAACGGUGGUAUCAAUGGGCAAGACGGAGUCUUGUUCAUUCAGCAAUACUAUCUGAAUAAAGGACUAAAAAUAUUCAAGGAGCGAGGUAAAGACACGGCCAUGAAAGAACUUGACCAAUUAAUCAAGAGCAGUUGCUGGACACCGAUCAGUAUUGAGAAACUAAAACCGACCAAAAGAAAGAAGGCCGUAGAUGCAAUGAUGCUACUUGCCGAAAAGAAUGAUGGCGUGACAAUCAAAGGGCGCUGUGUAUUCAAAGGUAACGAGACCCGGGAUUGGUUGUCUCGUGAAGACACUGCAAGUCCCACGGCUUCGCAUGAAGCUAUUAUCUGCACGGGUGUCAUUGAUGCCCACGAAGGGGCAAAAAUGAGACCCACUGAGAGAUACAGAAGAGAGAAAUCAAGAUUUGGACAGGCAUACCUGCAAAAAAGGAAUCCGUCUGUGCCAAACGUUUUGAGGAACAGGCGUGCGAUGAGAAGAAAGGCACGAAUGAAAAGACUCCGAGUCUUGCUGUAUCAAGCGAUUAAGAAACGAAUUCACACGCAAAGAAAUGGAGCACAGUUGCAAGGAAACCUUAAGCACGAGCGUUCCAUCCGAGAACGCGUGCACAAUUUGGCAUUCCAACAAGUCGGGAACACAAACAAAGGCAAAUAUGACGCUGACGAAGCGUUGGUAGUCGCUCGUGUUAUUCAGCAAAUACGCGAGGGUGUCAACGGUGGUAUCAAUGGACAAGACGGAGUCUCGUUCAUUCAGCAAUACUAUCUGAAUAAAGGACUAAAAAUAUUCAAGGAGCGAGGUAAAGACACGGCCAUGAAAGAACUUGACCAAUUAAUCAAGCGCAGUUGCUGGACACCGAUCAGUAUAGAUGCGAUGAUGCUACUUGCCGAAAAGAAUGAUGGCGUAACAAUCAAAGGGCGGUGUGUAUUCAAAGGUAACGAGACCCGGGAUUGGUUGUCUUGUGAAGACACUGCAAGUCCCACAGCCUCGCAUGAAGCUAUUAUCUGCACGGGUGUAAUUGAUGCCCAUGAAGGUAGAAACGUCAUGUCAAUGGAUAUACCUAACGCGUUUAUCCAAACAUUAAUGCCCGAGCAGGAAGAAGGAGAAGAUCGAGUAAUAAUGAAAAUUACUGGGCUGCUGGUCGACUACAUGAUUGACCUAGAUCCGACGUAUCGGGAUUUUGUAGUAAUCGAAAAUGGACGUCGAGUGAUCUAUGUUGUGAUCCUCCGUGCUAUUUAUGGGAUGUUACAGGCUUUGUUGUUAUGGUACCGAAACCUGAGGGCAUCGCUGGAAGAAUACAGAUUCGUGUUUAAUGUAUACGAUCCGUGCAUUGCGAAUAUGAUGGUCAACGAAAAGCAAUGGACUAUCAGGUUUCAUGUUGAUGAUGUGCUAAGUAGCCACAUGGAACAAAGAGUUCUUGAGGAUUUCUUUACAUGGAUAAAUGAGAGAUACGGAGGACUAAAGGAAGUGACUUGUACACGUGGACGAGUUCACACCUACCUGGGAAUGACAUUGGAUUAUUCAAAGAAAGGCAAGCUGAAGAUUCGAAUGGACGAUUAUGUUCAAAGAAUGCUUGAUGAGUUUUCUGUCAAGUUUAAAGUGGAUGACAAACAGGAAACACCUGCUGGCAAUAAUUUGCUGGAGGUAGGAAAAGGAAAACUAUUGAAUAAAGAUCAACAGACCGAGUUUCACCGGUUUGUUGCAAAACAUUUGUUUUUGACCAAACGCGCGCGUCUGGAUAUGCAUCCGACGGUGGCAAUUUUGGCAUCACGAGUUCAAAACCCAAAUCAGAGUGAUUGGCAUAAACUCGUGAGACUUAUGAGAUACAUGCACUCUACCAAGAAAUGGCAUCUCACGCUGAGCGCUGACAACCUUCGUGUAAUGAAGUGGUAUGUUGAUGCGUCUUUUGCGGUUCACCCUGACUUCAAGAGUCACACAGGAGGAGUGAUGACCAUGGGUGGUGGAGCCAUGCAGGCUAUGUCCAAGAAACAGAAGUUAAACAGCCGCAGCAGUACACAUGCGGAACUAAUUGGAGUAGAUGAUGCGAUCACACAAGUGUUGUGGACACGCAUGUUCAUGGAAGAACAGGGUUAUCCGAUUGAGAAGAAUAUCUUGUAUCAAGACAACAUGAGCUCUAUUCUCCUCGAAAAGAACGGGAGAUCGAGUGCAGGAAAGAGAAGCCGCGCUUUGAACAUCCGCUAUUUCUUUGUCACUGAUCAGGUUGAGAAAGGAAAUCUUACGAUCGAACACAUGCCGACCGAUGACAUGUGGGGGGAUUAUAUGACGAAACCUUUGCAAGGGGAAAAAUUCCGCAAAUUUUGGGAAUUGAUCCAAGGGGAUCAGGAAGAUUAG